AUGUCAACCGCAUCAUCUCUUGAGCGAGACGCCGAGGACAAAGGCCCGACGGCCCUCGGAAUCGUCAUCUCCGUCUCGGCUUUGAGUACCGUGUUCGCAGCAGCAAGACUCUUCGUCAGGGGGAAGAUACUAGGAAAAGUCCACCUGGAUGACUAUUUGAUCAUUGCAUCGGUGAUCUGUGGUUGGGUGAACGUUGGAACGGCCAUCGCCGCGGUGGCGCACGGAAACGGACGACACUUCGAUAUCCUCGACCUCGAACAGAAACAAGGCGCCAUCUUAUGGACCAUUGCUGGAUUCCCAGCGGGCGUCAUGUCCUUCGGGCUCCCCAAACUCGCUGUUGUGGCGCUCCUCACUCGGAUCAUGAACCCUACGAACUUGGUUGGCUGUGUGAUUAUUCUCUUCGCCCAAUGCCAGCCGUCGCACUCGCAGUGGGACUUUUCCGUGCUUGAUAAAACAUGCUGGGACAAGUGGAUUCUUGUUUAUUUCGCCAUCUACUCGGGAGGCUUCUGUGCCUUUGUCGAUAUUUACCUGGCCGUGUAUCCUGCUGUGGUGCUCGCGAAGUUGCAGAUGAGCGUCAGGAAGAAAGUUGCAUUGAGUGUCGCCCUGGGGAUUGGCUCAAUCUCUUCAAUCGUUGCGAUUUACAAGUGUACCAGGCUUCCAAGUCUGGCUAGUCAAGACUUUUCGUAUGACACAGCGGACUUGGUGAUUUGGACGAUUGUUGAAGGAAGUACCAUGAUCAUAGCCGCGUGCAUCCCAGUGCUACAGCCUCUUGGCGAAUUGCUAUUUGGCAAGCGCAUGUUCAGCUCUGGCGGCGGCAAAUACACGUACGAGAACUACGGUUCUGGUCCCUCAGGACCGAGCGGCCACAUGCGAUCGGAUAACAUUGAGCUUUCACGGUCGCGAGAAGCUCGAAAGCGAGCUAUGAGACAGGCCGACGAGAUCAGCUUCGACGAUACGACGACGACGACGGCCGUCGCAAAGGGAAGCCAGGAGAGCAUACUCAAUCAGCACAACUUCAACGGGAAGAUCAUGAGAACCGAUGUGUUCACUGUCAGCGUUCAGCAGAACAAAGAGGCCUGA
Molecule: messenger RNA, 1080 nt
Organism: Colletotrichum gloeosporioides
Lineage: Eukaryota; Fungi; Ascomycota; Sordariomycetes; Glomerellales; Glomerellaceae
Exons: 7
Coding region: 1-1080 (359 amino acids)
Source: RefSeq, a predicted model, not a curated record